Danio rerio (zebrafish) is the source of this 721-nucleotide messenger RNA. RefSeq names its product S100 calcium binding protein T (gene s100t). Gene Ontology annotation, molecular function: calcium ion binding; transition metal ion binding. The record is from RefSeq and is marked validated. NCBI's taxonomy places the organism in Eukaryota, Metazoa, Chordata, Actinopteri, Cypriniformes, Danionidae.
ACCAGCAGUCAUCUCACCUCGAGGAACAGAAGAUCAGCAAUCCUCCAACAACAAGGAUGUCCAAUUUAAACUCCGAGAAUGCCUCCACUUUGGAGAACGCCAUGCAGCUGAUGAUCCAGACGUUCCACAAGUACUCUGGGAAUGAGGGUGACAAAUAUACUCUCAGCAGACAGGAACUCAAAGAGAUGUUAACACAGGAGCUGGGAAACUACCUUGGGAAUGCACAGGAUAAGGAUGCGGUAGAUAAAGUUAUGGGAGAUCUAGAUUCAAACAACGAUGGUGAGGUGGACUUCACAGAGUUCAUCAUCCUCGUAGGUGCCCUCACCGUCGCCUGCAACGACUUCUUCCUCGAGUAUCAUGAAAAGGAUGGAAAGAAGGAUGACAAGAAAUAGAGACGCAUUUGUCUAAAGCCAACACAUGACCAGCGAAUGAGCAUGAGGGGAAUGAAGGGAGAAGGGGAAUAUGUGUGUUUGUUUGUGUGUGUAUGAAUCUUCUUUACUGAUUCUGCUGUCAACUCUUAAUCCACAAGCGCAAUCCUGGGUACACAAAAAGUUCCAUGAGGCGCAAACCCCUGAAACAACCUUUUAAUAAUGAUAGAAUAAGAUGUGAGUUUGUACGAUGGUCUUUGUUGAAUGUGUGAAUAUGUGUUUCUUCUUUUGUUUUUUAACAAUUGGAGUUAACUAAUCUCUCCAUAUUACAAUAAACUGAUCGUUUAAAGUAA